Molecule: messenger RNA, 1686 nt
Organism: Cladocopium goreaui
Lineage: Eukaryota; Dinophyceae; Suessiales; Symbiodiniaceae
Source: the annotation of a GenBank genome assembly
AUGAUCACCGAUCCCUCUCUCUCGACUCACCCUGACAAACUCAUUCUUGCGAGUAGUUCGCCUCGGCGGGCCGAACUGCUCCGCGAGGCCGGCUAUCGUUUCGAGAUCUUCGCUCCCGACGAAUCGGUCGAGUGCGGCGUCUGCAGUGGCGAGUCGCCCCCAGAAAUGGUCGCGCGGCUCGCCCUCCAGAAAGCAGAGAAUGUGGCUCCACAGUAUUCCACUGGUGUUCUUAUCGCGUGCGACACGGUGGCCGAAUGGGCGGGUCAGGCGUUAGGAAAACCUGCCGAUGAGGAUCACGCAAGAAAAAUGCUGCACACCCUGCGUGGGCGAACCCACCGCGUGUACAGCGGACUGUGCGUCUGGAACUUAGCGGGCGGUUCACCUGAGGUUCGCGUGGCGAAAACCACCCUGGAAAUGGAUACCCUGAACGACGACCAGAUCGAAGAGUAUCUGGCUACUGGCGGAUGGGAAGGCAAAGCCGGCGCAUUCGGAUAUCAAGACCGCCUCGGCUGGGUCAGGAUACUCGAGGGCAGCGAAUCGAACGUGGUGGGAUUACCGAUGGAGUGGUUCAUUCGAGCCCUGGCGCUCGCGCUGGGAUUAGUCCUUGGUUGUGGCAUCGCUGAGAUCGGCCUGCGGUUGUUCGGGAAAGAUCUUUUUCGCGUGGGCGCUAAAACCUACCUGGUGAGUGAAGCAACGAACGUCAAUUAUCACUGCUACCCCGACAACUACAGCGGCGAUUUGAAACCUGUGCCGGAUGUCACCCAAGGGCCAUGGCGACUCUACGAUUCUGCACUACCGCCGAACGAACUUCCGCUGGAAGCGAUCAACGACACUCCGUGGUGCGCAGAAUACCGCAUGUCGCCCCAGAAGCUCCGUGAUCGCACCUAUCCGCCUACUCCGCCCCCGGGCGUGUUGCGGGUGCUGGGAAUUGGCGAUUCGUUCGCCAUGGGAGUGGGCGUGCCUGUUGAACGGUCGUUGUUUCGGCAGCUCAACGCCUUGGCAGGGCUCGAUGUCGAGAUCAUCAACGCGGCCCGCUCCGGUUCUUACCUACCCAAUGAGUAUGCCCAGGUCGAACGGCUCGCCGAACCGUUGAACUGCUCCCGAGUGCUGAUCAUCUUCAUCCCCAAUGACAUGCCACCCAGCAAGACUCAGGGUGAGGAGGAAAGCCUAAUCAACGAUUUGAUCAAUGUUCGCGAAUCCUAUCUCGACAGUGAACUCGCAUCUAAUUGGCUCACCCGGCACAGCAAGUUGCUGGAACUGAUUCAACGCGUUUGGACUACUCGGCAAGUUCACAGCAAGACCCUCGAGUGGUAUUUAGACUGCUAUGACGAAGAAAAGAACCCUGAGGGGAACGUGGUCAUGCAGGCCAUCUUCAAACAUUUUUCAGAGAUGCCAAAUGCCGAAGUUGCCAUGGUUAUCUAUCCUUUGAUGGAAGGCCUCGACGGAGACUACCCCUUGGCCCCCAUUCACCAAAAGGUUGAUCAACUCGCCACUCAACUGGGCAUCCCUGUGCUCGACCUGGCCCCCGCUUUCGCCGGCCAAGACCCUCGAGAACUCUGGGUUCACCCCUGCGACCAUCACCCCAACUCCAAAGCUCACGCCAUCGCCGCCAACGCGAUCUACCAGUGGCUGACGACCGAAGUGCCAUGGUUUCUCGACCCAAAGCAAGCAGUUCCGGCCCAGUGA